Molecule: messenger RNA, 1968 nt
Organism: Notothenia coriiceps (black rockcod)
Lineage: Eukaryota; Metazoa; Chordata; Actinopteri; Perciformes; Nototheniidae
Gene: phldb1a
Product: pleckstrin homology-like domain, family B, member 1a
Exons: 15
Coding region: 164-1888 (574 amino acids)
Biological process (GO): regulation of microtubule cytoskeleton organization
Cellular component (GO): basal cortex
Source: RefSeq, a predicted model, not a curated record
GAAAGCAGAGGCUCUGGAGUCUGGGACCAAGCAGUUUGAGGAGCUGGAGUUCUGCCAGCUGGAGGAGGAGAGCAGUUUGGAGGAGAAGAAAGACACGAAGAACUCACAGCUUCUCCAAGAGCGAGCCGAGUAUCACUGCAGCGUGGCCAAGAGGAAGGAGAAAAUGGCCGCUAUGGAAGCUCAGGUGAAACAGAUGGGAGUGCAGGCGUCUCAAGACUGUGACAGGAUGGCUAAAGACAGGAUAGUGACUCUGCAGCUGCUACACAAGGAGCAGGACAGGUUGUGUGCCCUGGAGAAGAAGUACCACACCUUAACGGGAGGACGAAACUUCCCAAAGCCUAAAAGCAACAUGGCAGAGGAAUUUCUCCACAUCAGCGAACCAGACCUUGCUAAUGUGGACGGUCCUCCUCAUAGCCCCUGUCCCUCCUCUGCCUCCUCCUCUCACAUCCCCUACCCUGAACUCUACCCUGUUAGGCCACAAGAGGAGUACCUCAGGCUGUCCGAUGUCUUUAAGAUGUAUGGGAACGCUUCUAUGCAACCUUCUCCCCCCGCUGCUCUCCACUGCCUCUCCCUGGCUGUAGCUCCAGCUCUGCCAUGUGAGGAGUACAUCACAGUCAGUCAGUUAAGCCAGAUCUUUGGGAUGCAGAGACUCGAUCCCACCUCUUCUUCCUCUAUUCCAUCAUUCCAACUCGCCUCCUCUGAAUCCACCUUCUCAUGCCACUCAACAGCAUGUGGUCCUUCCUCCUUUCUCUCUGCCCAGAGCCAUCCUGAGCUGAGCAGGAACACAAUGGCUCCCAUUAACCUGGAGCGCUGGUACCAGGACAUCAUGGCUGCUGGAGAGCCUCGGCCAUGUCCUCCACCUCUGCCUGCAAAGUCUUUUUCUACACGCAGACACAGUCAGUUAUUGAGGUCCAGAUCAGAUGCUGAGGUUGGACAGGCAGCAUCGGGCACCCUGCCACACCCCACUGGUGCUAAUGAGAAAACCAAGGGGCUGCAGUUAAUGCUGUCGAACCCCUUAGACAUGGAGUCCAGGAGGCAGAUGGCGCUGCAGAACAAAGAUAUAUCUCCCACAAUGCAUCACUCCAUCCUGCACCACCAGGCGCCCCCCAGCGGUAGCCAGGCGUACGACACCCUGAGCCUGGAGAGCUCCGACAGCAUGGAGACCAGCGUCUCCACCGGCAACUCCGCCUGUACCCCAGAAAGUGCCUGUGGGAUGGAGGCCCAGAGGAUAGAGGAGAUGGAGAAGAUGCUGAAGGAGGCGCAGCAGGAGAAAGCUAGACUGAUGGAGAACCGAGAGAGGGAGGUGCAGGCGCGGCGGCAGAUGUUGGAGGAGGAGCGGAGGAGGAGAGAAGAGGCCGAGAGGAGGCUGCAGGACGAGACCACCCACAGGCUGAGGCUGGUGGAGGAGGAGGUGAAGAUGAGAGAGAAACACUUCUCACAGGCUCGUCCAAUGACGCGCUACCUUCCGAACAGGAAGGAGGAGUUUGACCUGCGAGCGCACGUGGAGUCGUCGGGCCACAGCGUCGACAUCUGCCCCUACGUCAUCCUCACGGAGAAGAUGUGCAAGGGCCACCUGGUGAAGAUGGGCGGCAAAAUUAAAUCUUGGAAGAAACGCUGGUUCGUUUUUGACCGCGUCAAGAGGAACUUCUGUUAUUAUGGGGACAAGCAUGAGACCAAGCUGAAAGGACUCAUUUACUUCCAGGCCAUUGAAGAGGUGUAUUAUGAUCACCUGCGCAGUGCCACCAAGAGCCCCAACCCGUCUCUGACCUUCUGCGUUAAAACCCACGACCGCCUGUACUACAUGGUGGCCCCGUCCCCGGAGGCCAUGAGGAUCUGGAUGGAUGUCAUAGUGACGGGCGCCGAGGGAUACACGCAGUUCCUGAGCUGAGGGACAGAUUCGGAGGAAAAAGCAGAGACGCAGACACCCUUAAAGGAGGCGGGAAACAAGAAGACCUGUGGCGUGAAAGU